GGGGGGAGGCGGGCUGAGUGAGUGACCGCGGCCAGAACGCGGGUCUCGUAUACCCUGUCUUUGCGCCGGCAGUGUAGGGGGUGUCAGGCCCAGGCCUGUCCCGCCGUCAUCAUCAGUCAUGGCCUCGGCGGUGGAGCGCACUGACGAGCUGGUCCGCGAGUACCUCCUGUACCGGGAGUUCACCAGCACGCUGAAGGCGCUGGACGCGGAGAUGAAGGCGGACAAGGAGAAGGGAUGCCGAGUAGAUAAAAUUGUUGAGCAUUUGCAGCAUUUGGUUCAGGCAUUCGAUCUCAAUGGAUUGCGGGAAUAUUGGAGCUACCUUGAUCGUCGCCUAUUUCGAAGGCUGGAGGAUACGUAUCGACACACUGUUAACAAGCUGAAAACCAGCCUGUACCGUUACUAUCUGGUACAUACUGUUCAGUCCAAUAGGAUUGAAAAAACUCAGGAAUUCUUCCAGAAACUUGCCUUGGAAUUGCAGAACCAGCCAGAAUGGAAGGAAUGGUUUGUUCUUCCCUACAUUCCAAAUCCAGACCAGAACCAGGUGUUUGCCACCUAUUUCUCUAAGCAGUGGGCAGAGACAUUCCUGGUAUCACUGCACAACUUUCUGAGUGUGCUUUUUCAGUGCAUGCCUGUUCCUGUGUUGCUGAGCUUUGAUGAAGAGGUCCAGAGACGCUGCCAGUUGCAGGAAGAAAAUGAAGCUUUGUGGCAGAAGUUGUUUGCUAUGCAAGCAGAACCAAGGACGAAGAAAGAGGAAGAGAUGAUUCACCAUAAGUUACCCUACUAUGUACAGAACAUGGACCGGUUGGGAGAUUCUGAACUAGAUUUGAUGUCAAGUCAAAGGACCUCCUCUCCAAUGCCCUCUCAGACUAAAGCUGGCUCAUUUUUGUCAAUGUUACUCCCACAAAGCAAGAAACUCCCUGUGAAAGGUUCAAUGCACUCCACACCUCUUCAACAGUCUCAGACUCCUGCUUCCUCUGGAAAAAAAGAUAGUAUUAAUAACCAGGCUGCCAAGGGUAAAGAUGGCACGGCUGUCAGAGAUGGGAAAAUAUCAUCAAGCACAACAGCAGACCUCAGCACUGGCCAGCAGCGUCAAAAAAAGGUGCAGGAUCUUGAGAGAGACGCGGGUAUGGUGCAGCAACGACAGAGAAAGGUACUGGACUACGGGAAAGAACGAAAGGAACUCUUGUCCAAACAGACUGCCCAGGGUGUGGAGAAAAAAACUGAGGGCAGUAGUGCUGAGAUUGACAUUCCCAGCAGCCCUGAAAUGCCAAUAGAUCAACUGGAUUCCCCAUCAAAACUGGAGAAGUGCAGGCUGGAUGGAGGGAGCGAGCAGCCUUUCAUUGUAUUGAGCCAGGAGGAAUACGCAGAGCAUCAUUCUUCAAUCAUGCACUGCAGGGUGGAUUGCUCUGGGAGGAGAGUGGCCAGUCUGGAUGUGGAUGGUGUGGUUAAAGUGUGGACAUUCAAUCCUACCAUGCAGACGAAAGCCACCAUAAUGUCCAAGUCGCAGCUAAUUUCCCUGGAGUGGGCCACAAAACCAGACCGAUUGCUGUUGCUUGGCAGCGGAGUUGGGACAGUCCGUCUUUACGAUACUGAUGCUAAGAAGAGUCUGUAUGAGCUAACAAUUGAUGAAUCCUACCCCCGUAUCUUGUCUCUAGCUUGCAGUCCAGAUGGCACCUCAUUUGUUUGUUCCUCUGCUGCUCCAAGCAUCAAACUAGCAACUGUACCUGAUAUUGGAGAGAAGGGCGUGAACCUAGUUCCAGGCAAUCUUCUGCUGUGGGACACAAAGACCAUGAAGCAACAGCACCAGUUUUCCUUAGAUCCUGAGCCAAUUGCUAUUAACUGUACAGCUUUCAGUCAUAACGGAAAUCUGCUGGUGUCUGGAGCUGCUGAUGGCAUCAUCCGACUCUUUGACAUGCAGCGGUACGACUGUGCUAUGAGCUGGCAAGCACAUUCUGGUGAGGUUUAUUCCGUGGAAUUCAGCUAUGAUGAAAACUCUGUUUACAGCAUUGGUGAAGAUGGGAAGUUCAUUCAGUGGAAUAUUCAUAAGAGCGGAGUGAAGGUUUCUGAGUGUGCGGUGCAGUCGGAUGCAAUCGGUCCAUUUGUGCUGUCUGGAUACAGUGGGUACAAGCAAGUACAGGUGCCACAUGGAAGACUGUUUGCCUUUGACUCUGAGGGACACUGUGUGCUCACUUGCUCAUCCACGGGUGGAAUCAUUCACAAGCUGACCAACACAGAACGAGCCAUGGAGCCCUGCCUAUCGCUGGGAGGUCAUCGAGCUCCUGUAGUCACUGUUGACUGGUGUACUGCAAUGGAUUGUGGAACAUGCCUGACAGCAUCAAUGGACGGAAGAAUAAAGUUGACUACGCUACUGGCACACAAACCGUAAAACUAUGGCCCAUCAGAACUGAAACGCUGGCAUGGGUCACCAUGAGUGUUUGAUUCAAAACCUGUGGAUGUUACAAUUCUGACCUUCCAUCUGUAUUUAUAUUUGAAGGUUCCACUAACCAAAUAGUUCCAAGUGUGUUGUUGAACUCUCUCUAAUUAUAUUGAUUGUGCUGUGUUUUAACAACUGAUUUUUAUGAAAAGUCGUUCCUGCUAUUGCUUCAUGUCUCACGAUCAAUAUAUUGUCCUUAAACUCACUUUAAAAAUAAUAGUAGAAACCGGUAUCCUAACAAUAAAGAGCAUUUUGCCUUGUUUGAGCAAUGUAAAAUGCCAAAUGCCUAAACAGUA
Messenger RNA from Leucoraja erinaceus (little skate), 2730 nucleotides. It is a transcript of the gene wdr91, whose product is annotated as WD repeat domain 91. Gene Ontology annotation, cellular component: late endosome membrane; early endosome membrane; extrinsic component of endosome membrane. Gene Ontology annotation, biological process: early endosome to late endosome transport. The record is from RefSeq and is a predicted model, not a curated record. Gene Ontology annotation, molecular function: protein binding; phosphatidylinositol 3-kinase regulator activity. The transcript is spliced from 15 exons. The coding region runs from base 119 to 2386 and encodes 755 amino acids. NCBI's taxonomy places the organism in Eukaryota, Metazoa, Chordata, Chondrichthyes, Rajiformes, Rajidae.